AUGGAAAGACUGCUAAUGCAAAACAACAUCGAUCUAUUUAAAUUCGCGAGAGAUACAAAAGAACACUUCUUCAGAAAAACAGGCAAAAAGAACAACCUAUUCUUCUUCGGACCACCGAGCACUGGCAAAACAAUGCUAAUGAGAUCACUAGUAGAUAUGCACUACAACUAUGCAAUAUUAACAGGACUACAACCAACAUCGGCAUUCAACUUUGCAAAUUUAGUAACAAGAAAUGCAUGUUUCAUGGACGAGUGCAGACUCACCGACAACCAAUUUGAACAAUGGAAACUACUAGCAGGAGGACAAACAAUGAAUACAGAAGUUAAAUAUAAAAAUCAACUGUUAAUUGAAAACUGCGUAUUGUACACGGCAAGUAAUUACGAAAUUGGUACUUACUUACAAUGUGGCAACACCCACGAUGCAAUAGCAGAAAGAACAAUUCAAUAUAACUUCUAUCACAAAACUGAAUUUAUAAAACUAAAUGCAUUCAUAUGGGAAAAAUUUUGGGAAAAAAUAUGGCAACGCGUCACUCUUCGAAGAGAUCGAGCACAAUAUUAA
Parnassius apollo (apollo) is the source of this 558-nucleotide messenger RNA. The record is from the annotation of a GenBank genome assembly. NCBI's taxonomy places the organism in Eukaryota, Metazoa, Arthropoda, Insecta, Lepidoptera, Papilionidae.